AAUCUUCCUCAACCAGUGACGAAGAUGGAAAUGAGCUGAAAUUAAAACAGUGGAGUGAUAGUGAUGAUAACGAUGAUAAUGGUAAUGAUAAUGGCGACGAUGAAUGA
This is a messenger RNA of Acanthocheilonema viteae, 107 nucleotides long. The record is from the annotation of a GenBank genome assembly. Lineage: Eukaryota; Metazoa; Nematoda; Chromadorea; Rhabditida; Onchocercidae.